AUGGGAGGGAGUUUGCUGGACGUCGAGAGCAAAUCAGCAAUGAACACCUUUCGGCCACCGCCCGGAUUCAUGGAUGAAGAUGGGCCCAAAGGUGCCAGCCCAGCAGCGCCUGAGGUGCUCCUGAACAGGUUGAGGUCGGGUUCGGGGAAGUGGCAUGAGCUGGCAAUGCUGGUGCCUACGCUGUCCACUCUAGGAAUUGACAACACCAUCAUCGAGGCGGAGACAGGCAUCGAAAGGGCACAGCUCAAUGCAUGGGUGGUAUCGGUCCAGGUGUACGAGUCACUGAGGAAGUCUGGCGAGCUGUCGGAGUCGCAGAUGGCAUACUUUGACCGGGAAGAUGGGGCAGAGCUGCUGUAUGAGAUGCGGCUGCUGUCUGUCACAUCUCGCCCCACCCUCGCAGCUUACAUUGCAGACGAGGAGCUGGACCCCUCGUUGGCGACACUGCUGUCAAAGUCUGUGAAGGAGCAGCUAAGGAGGAAGGGGGAGAACGAGGGCUUCUCACAGGCGCCCGGAGACUGCCUCGCCUACAAGUACUACCGGGAUGCGGUGGAGAGCAAGAGGGAGGAUGCCAAGCUGGCGUAUGUGGAGAAGGGGCUGGAGGUCGCUGCCACUGAAGCCGCCCGCGCCAAGCUGAGGAAGCUGACGGACCGGGAAGAGGCUCAGCCACAGGACGGCGCCGCGGCCACUUCAGCGCGGCUGGAGAUAAUGCGACUGACGCGCGAGGAAAUGGCGUUCCAGCCGGUGCCGCUGCUGCCGGGCCUGCCGCAGCUGUCGGCCGCCGUUCUCCAAGCCGCCCCCCGCCUGCGCCAGUCCGGGCCGUUCUCCGCUUUCACCGUGCCGGCCGCCGCCUCUGACCAGCAGUGGGUGGCACUCCCGGCGUGGAAUCUGAUCAGGCGUGCAAGGACACCUGUCGCCAUCACCAUAGACAACUGUCUGGACGUCCCGGCCAUCGUGGCAGCCGCUAACCCCAGGACAGCGGAGGCCCGGCUACGGCUGAUGGGAACGGCGCUGCUGGUGGUGGACUGCAGCGUGGAGAAGGUGACAGAGGACAGCUACUAUCUCAUUCAAGAGGGAACGCAGGUGGAGAUCAGGGACGGGGCUCAGCUUGAUGGAGCCACCCCCUGUGCCCAAGUCCUGUUCUGCUGCCGGCCGCCCUCCAUGUCUUUCACGAGCUCACAGGAGACCAGCUCUCUGCUGCAAGUGUAGGUGUAUGGUGUUUGGCGGCGCAGAGGGAAGAUAAGUUUACGUUAUUUUUUUUAAAUUUUGAAAGCGAUGGAGGUACUUUGACACACUAAUGUGGAAGAGGCAGCACUGUAAAUGGGCUUGCCC
Coccomyxa subellipsoidea C-169 is the source of this 1329-nucleotide messenger RNA. RefSeq lists its product as hypothetical. Bases 1 to 1206 code for a protein of 401 amino acids. Lineage: Eukaryota; Viridiplantae; Chlorophyta; Trebouxiophyceae; Coccomyxaceae. The record is from RefSeq and is a predicted model, not a curated record. The transcript is spliced from 8 exons.